ACCUGAUUCAAACUGCAGAUGAUCCUCGCCCAAUCUCUUUGACUGUGGUUGAAGUUGGUGGGAAUGUUACUUUGCACUGUCCAGUUUCUAAUAAGGAAGGCAUAUUCUUUCACUGGUAUAAGCAGUCUCUUGGUUAUAUGGUCCAGUCAGUUGCAACAGGAACUUAUACCCGACAAACACUUAGUGGACAAUUUAACAACCCACGUUUCAAAGUCACAGAGGGGACGGCUCAGUAUUUGCUCACCAUUAGAAAUGUCAGCAAAGAGGACGAAGCAACAUACUUCUGUCAAAGCGGAGCAGCGUAUUCACAGAGUAUUGUUAAUAGCACCUUCCUAGCUGUGAAUGAUCGAAGUCAGCGGAAAUCUGUCACCGUGAAACAAAGUCCAGAGGCAGCAUCAGUCCAGCCGGGAGGCUCAGUGACUCUUCAGUGUUCACUCCUCUCCAAGAGCAAAGGAAAAACAUCUCAGUGUCCAUGUGAAUACAGUGUGUACUGGUUCAGAGCUGGAUCAGGAGAAUCCCAUCCAAGCAUAAUUUACAGUCACAAGAACAGCAGUGAUGAACAAGAAGAAGGAAGUUGUGUCUACAGUCUGUCGAAAACUAUACAGAAGUCAUCUGAUGCUGGGACAUACUACUGUGCUGUGGUCACAUGUGGAGAGAUCCUGUUUAGUGAAGGAACCAAAGUAGAGAAAAGACCAACUUGGGACCCUGUUGUCAUUGUGCUUGGGAUACUGUUGGCCUGCUGUGUGAUUGUGAUUGUCGCCCUU
Messenger RNA from Micropterus dolomieu (smallmouth bass), 764 nucleotides. RefSeq lists its product as uncharacterized. Gene Ontology annotation, biological process: response to bacterium. The transcript is spliced from 3 exons. The record is from RefSeq and is a predicted model, not a curated record. Lineage: Eukaryota; Metazoa; Chordata; Actinopteri; Centrarchiformes; Centrarchidae. The annotation marks the transcript as partial.